This is a messenger RNA of Pseudogymnoascus verrucosus, 1044 nucleotides long. RefSeq lists its product as uncharacterized. The coding region runs from base 130 to 1044 and encodes 304 amino acids. Gene Ontology annotation, molecular function: oxidoreductase activity. NCBI's taxonomy places the organism in Eukaryota, Fungi, Ascomycota, Leotiomycetes, Thelebolales, Thelebolaceae. The transcript is spliced from 2 exons. The record is from RefSeq and is a predicted model, not a curated record.
UAUGGGUUGCGCGGGAAUUGUGAUUGUGCGACGAUGAAAAUAUACCUAUAUAAAGGCCGCUGAAGGCUGUUAAAAUCUCAUCCUCAUCCUGUUUGAAAUAACCCUACACGUCAAAUAACCAUCUCAACCAUGACCGCAAUCCGCAACAUCGCUAUCGCCGGAGCCUCAGGCGACCUCGGCUCCCCCAUCCUCCACGCCCUCAUCUCAAGCAACGUCUUCAACAUAACCGUCCUCACGCGCGACUCCUCCAAGGCUCAAUUCCCCCCCUCCACCCGCGUCAUCCGCGUCGACUACACCUCCAUCCCCUCCCUCACCGCCGCCCUCCACAACCAAGAUGCCGUGAUCUCCGCCCUAACCAGCUCAGCGAUGGACACCCAAGACCUCCUCAUCAAAGCCUCCAUCGCCGCCGGCGUAAAGCGCUUCAUACCCUCUGAAUUCUCCUCGAACAUAGGUAAUCCCAAGAGCGCCACAUUGCCCGUCUACCAGUCGAAGAUCGCGGUGCAUGAGCUCCUAAAGCGGUUGGCGAGCGAGAAUCCGGGAUUCACGUAUACGUUGAUCCGGAAUGGGCCGUUCUUGGAUUGGUGUUUGAUGAAGGGGGUUUUUGUCGAUUUUAAGGGGACGACUACGCCGUUUUAUGAUGGCGGGGAUAGGCGGUUUAGUACGACAACUUUGAAUACCAUUGGGCGCGCGGUGGUGGGUGUGCUGCUGCACCUCGAUGAGACGAAAAACCGUGCAGUGUUUAUUCAUGACCUCGUCACGACGCAGAGGGAGAUCCUUGGUAUGGCGGAGAAGUUGGCGCCGGGGCGGACGUGGACGCCGGUGGAUGUGAGUACUGCGGACAUGGAGGCUGUUGCGCAGGGGAAUUAUGCGAAGGGUGUGGUGGAUUUGGGGGCAUCGAUGGGGUUCUUGAUGCGUGCGGUUUUUGGGGAGGGGUAUGGAGGGGAGUUCGAGGAGGUGGAUAAUGAAAUGCUUGGGAUUCCGUUGAAGACUGAUGAUGAACUGGAGGGAUUGGUUGGAGCGGCAUUGGCUACGUUGGAAGCCUAA